Molecule: messenger RNA, 989 nt
Organism: Chiroxiphia lanceolata (lance-tailed manakin)
Lineage: Eukaryota; Metazoa; Chordata; Aves; Passeriformes; Pipridae
Gene: PDE1B
Product: phosphodiesterase 1B
Exons: 9
Coding region: 1-864 (287 amino acids)
Biological process (GO): signal transduction
Molecular function (GO): 3',5'-cyclic-nucleotide phosphodiesterase activity
Source: RefSeq, a predicted model, not a curated record
AUGGCCGACGGCUGGCACCGGCACAGGCACCGCGACACACCCCCGGUACUGCCCACCGGGACGGGGAACCGCCCCCGGUCGGACUGUGCCAUCCUGUACAACGACCGCUCGGUGCUGGAGAACCACCACAUCAGCGCCGUGUUCCGCAUGAUGCAGGACGACGACAUGAACAUCUUCGUCAACCUCACCAAGGACGAGUUCUCGGAGCUGCGGGCGCUGGUCAUCGAGAUGGUCCUGGCCACCGACAUGUCCUGCCACUUCCAGCAGGUCAAGGCCAUGAAGACGUCGCUGCAGCAGCUGGAGAGGCCGGACAAGUCGAAGGUGCUGUCGCUGCUCCUGCACGCGGCCGACAUCAGCCACCCCACCAAGGCGUGGGCCGUGCACGGCCGCUGGACCAAGGCCCUCAUGGAGGAGUUCUUCCGCCAGGGGGACAAGGAGGCCGAGCUGGGGUUGCCCUUCUCGCCCCUCUGUGACCGAACGUCCACGCUGGUGGCCCAGUCCCAGAUCGGCUUCAUCGACUUCAUCGUGGAGCCCACCUUCUCCGUGCUCAGCGACGUGGCCGAGAAGAUGGUGCUGCCGCUGGCCGAGGACGGCACCAAAGCCAAGGGCGACCCCGCGGCCACCCCGCAGGCCAGCUCGCAGUGGCGGCAGCAGUCCCUGGACGAGCACCUGGAGCUGGGGGACAUCAAGGCCGACCUGGCCGGGUUCCGCUCCACCUGGACCAGGCACAUCCAGGAGAACAAGCAGAAGUGGAAGGAGAGGGCGGCCAGCGGCAUCACCAACCAGGCGUCCAUCGAGGAGCUGUCGCCGUGUGAGGACCCCCCGGCCCCCAGCGCCCACAGGGAGAACGGGGACGUGGAAUAACCCCGGGAGGAGCGAGGUCCUCGUCCGGCUCAGUGACACCGUCUCUUGUCCAAAGUCUUCGACGCCAUCGAGUUCAGCACCAUUCGCAGGGCAGGAGCCCCCCCGGGCCGGGCACGGAUUGGUGC